This is a messenger RNA of Prionailurus viverrinus (fishing cat), 2713 nucleotides long. It is a transcript of the gene EIF1AD, whose product is annotated as eukaryotic translation initiation factor 1A domain containing. Gene Ontology annotation, biological process: translational initiation. Gene Ontology annotation, molecular function: RNA binding; translation initiation factor activity. Gene Ontology annotation, cellular component: nucleus. The coding region runs from base 366 to 866 and encodes 166 amino acids. The record is from RefSeq and is a predicted model, not a curated record. Lineage: Eukaryota; Metazoa; Chordata; Mammalia; Carnivora; Felidae. The transcript has 6 exons.
UUCCGAGGUAGCACCGGAAGUACGGUGCUCGGAAGGAUCCGACCCAGGAGGGCUCGCGUAGUCCUCGUCGUCACUGGGCUUGGAGGAGUCGGCUAGAAGUCAGAGGCGCGGGGGACCUGAGUAUACGUCCACACCAUCGUCGUGACCGCCGGCAGGCCCCUUUUCUGUGCCUUCGUUGGCUUAGCUGCGAAGUGAGUCGUGGGCGAGCUGCUCUCAGCGUCCCGGAGAACGAGGUCGUUCGGGCAGCGCCCGCGGGAGACGAAGGCCAGAGAAACAGUCCUGGGUUCUGAACUUGCCAUCGAAGAAACCCGGGAGGAGGAGUUGGCAGUCUCCCCAUCCCUCACCCCCCUGGGACGGGCCCCAGCAUGUCUCAGGCCACCAAGAGGAAGCAUGUGGUGAAGGAGGUGCUGGGGGAGCAUAUGGUGCCCUCUGACCAGCAGCAGAUCGUGAGGGUACUCAGGACCCCAGGGAACAAUCUGCAUGAGGUGGAGACAGCCCAGGGGCAGCGCUUCCUGGUGAGCAUGCCCUCCAAAUACCGGAAGAACAUCUGGAUCAAGAGAGGCGACUUUCUCAUUGUUGACCCGAUUGAAGAGGGAGAAAAAGUGAAGGCUGAGAUCUCCUUCGUGCUCUGCAAAGACCAUGUGCGCUCUCUGCAGAAGGAAGGGCUCUGGCCUGAGGCCUUCUCAGAAGUGGCUGAGAAGCACAACAACAGUAGGAACAGACAGACUCCGCCAGAACUCCCAGUGGAGCCACAGUCAUCAGGAGAAGAGUCCAGCUCUGAAGAUGAUUCUGACCUCUUUGUUAACACCAAUCGCAGACAGUAUCAUGAGAGCGAGGAGGAGAGCGAAGAGGAAGAGGCAGCCUGAGUCCCUCCACCCGCUUCUCUUGCCCAGAGACUAGGAUUGGCUCCUCUGAGCUCAGACAUUCCUGGGGUGCUCUGCAGAUCUUCCCCCUCUGGAUGGGGGACAAGGCAGGGCCCCUCUCUGAACUGACCUUCUGCUCAAGGAGAAUUAAACCCCUGGUGGGUGACGACUUGUGCUGGUGUCUGAGUGGCUCUCUGGAGGGAGGAGGGAUUCGUGAAGUUACAGACUGCUCCUUGGCGCAGGUCCUAAACGGGCAGGAAAUGGAAAUGGCUGGAACCUUUCCUAGAUUCUCACUGGGCACUCAGUAAGCGCCAGGCCCUGUGCUGUGCCUUCAUGCAUGUAUUUACUAACUGGGAGCAAUCCUUCUCUGUUGCCUGCUGCCAAGUAAUACUGAGUCAGGCAUUCAGGAGCACGGCGGAAGGAUCUAGUGCCUCCGCCUCUAAGAGACACUCAGGACAAAUUUCACAGUGCCUCGUAAGCUGUUUUCCUGGCAUGCCAGUCACCACGACUGCAGGAAUGCCCACCUCCGUGCUGCGGUGUACAUCCUCUGCCUGGUGGCGGCCUUGUGGCUACACAGACCAUUACUCCUCAGCCCUCUUGCAAACCAUCCCACUUGUCCUUUGAAGCUCAUACUUCUGGCCAUGCACUCCCUCUUCACUAUUGGCCUUGACCUAAUCACUGUUCAGACGUUGAAGAGUUUAACCCCCUGGCUCAGAGUCUUCUAUUCCUGCUUCUGUCGUCAUUUUCUACCUCCUGGGGGUGGGUCUCUUCAACACUGUGUGUGGCCCCCUACUUCUUUGUCUUCCACUUCAGGCCUGCUGCCUGUGUCUUCGGUCCCUCCCUGGAUCCCUGUCAUUGGUAGGAAUUGCCCUUCUUGAAUUCAUACAUCUGUGCAGUCACCACCUCCUGGCUUGCUUGCUUGCUUGCUCAACUACCUCCUCUUUAUCUUUAUCUGCAGGCCUCCCCCCACCCCCCACCCCGCUCCUUUCCCUUCUUACUGUUACUCUCCUAUCUCCACUUCCCUACACCCUCCCGCUGCCUUGUUUCCCUCCACUGUGUUCAUCUAGUAAAACCUAACCCUGGCCAACCCGUUUACCUCUCUGCUUAUGCUCAAGUAACUGCUAGAGAAAACAGCCAACCUAGCUCACUAGUUCUACCUUAAAUUCAUAAUUAACAAAACCUCAAGUGGACACUCAGCACCGCCUAGCAGAUCUUCUCUGGGAUGUUGUAUUUCACAACUUUUACGUUGUCUGCCAAUUCCUCCUCCUCCUCUUAGGUGUUGACCACAUACUUCAUUAAAUCAUAGCCUUUGGAGGGAACUCUCACCUCUCCGUUACCAAGCGUACAAAUGUGCUCAUGGAUUGUCUUGUCUCUCAUUUCCCCUUGUAAUCCAGUGGGACUAAAACCUUUUCUGUUGUGCUUUGGAGCUUGUCUGUCCUCCUGCUCAAGGACUGUAUGGAAGUUUUGGUUUUUGUCAUCCUUUCUGCUGGAUGUGUUAGCAUCAAAGAUGCUGUAGACUCUCCCAUCCAAAACAGCCUGAAACACCUGUCGCUGUUCCCACGUCCUCUCCAGCUACUGCUUCAUUUAUCUGCUUGUUCACUUUCCUUUAUAGCAUCUUAGCAUAGCUUUAAACGUAUACAUGUGUGUGUGUUUGUAUGUCUGUGUGUACAAAAAAUAAACUUCAGGUGAGUUAAGGAUAUGUAUGUGUGUGUAUAUUGAACUUGGCUGAAAUUUAUUUUUUAUGGGAAGUGACUUUUGCUAAAGGGAUAGUCAUCUGUAUACCAUCUACUGAAGGAGUCAUUCUUCACAGAUUUAAGGUAUCUUUUUAAAAUAAACGAAAUUCCUGCGUA